UGUUAGCCUGCUGUGAUUACCUCCUUUCCCUGGUGCCACUGUCCACGGACAGUGGGUGCUAGCUAUAAACAUGAGGUGGUUGGCCGUCCUGGUUUGCCUCUACAUGGUCAUCCAAGUUACGGAACAAAGUGUAUCCUAUAUAAUCACUGCACCCAACAUAAUUAACGUUGGGGUGAAGGAGAGCAUCACCAUACAGCUGGACGGAGUUAGUCACCCUCUGAACGUCCAAGUUUAUUUGCUCGAUACAAUAUCACAGAAAAGAAUUUCAGAAAACGUGGAGUUCGUUCUAUCAGAGGAGAAUAAUUAUCAACAGAUUAAAAAUAUUACUGCUCUCCCAAAUCUCAUCAAAAACCUGUACAUUUGGCUCCGUAAGGAAAAGUACGUCUCUCUGGUAGCCGAGUGUCCUGAACUCUUUCCAACCAGGAAAAUGACUCCUGUCAAGCUCUGUUCAAGGAAGGGUUAUAUCUUCAUUCAGACGGACAAGCCAAUAUAUACCCCCAACGAGGCUGUCAAGUACAGGAUCUUCACCCUGGACAACUACAUGAGACCAGUGAGCGAGAGCAUCAGGGUAACCAUAUACAAUUCCAAGAACAUACAGUUCCCCAGCUUGCUGAUGAGUUCCCAGAAGGUGCUACCUCGGACGUUCAAAAUCCCGGACAUCGCAGAGCCAGGGAAUUGGCGAAUUGAAGCUGAAUUUGACGAGGCGCCAAUGUCCAAAGUGUCCGCCGAAUUUGAAGUCAAGGAAUUUGUUCUGCCCAGUUUUGAAGUCAGUUUGCUGUCAGAAAAAAUGUAUUACCUGGUUUCAAGCGAAGCUUUCAACUUCAAGAUCCUGGCAAGGCACACGUAUGGAGAACCUGUGAAUGGAGUGGCGUACGUAAGAUACGCUAUUAUCGAUGGAGAAGCGAAGAAAACCUACCUGCGGGGCCUGGAGGAACACCAUCAGCUCGAACAUGGAGAGAAGUUGCUUUCUCUGAAAAGCCAAAGGCUGUCGGAAAAAGUUGGAAAAAGUAUGAAGGAGCUUGUGGGGCACCACCUGUCUGUGGCAGUGACCGUCUUUGAAACAUCCAGUGGACAGAUGGAGGAACUGGAGGAGAACAACAUAAAGUUUGUAUCCUCUCCCUACGUUAUUGACCUGUCAAGAACAAGUGGCUAUUUUGCACCACAGCUCACCUUCAAUGUUUUGGUCCGGGUGACUUAUCCUGAUGGAUCUCCUGCUAGUAAGGUUCCAGUCCAGUUAGAAGGAUAUGAGAGGACAUCGAGAACACAACAGGAUGGGCAGGCUUUGCUGACAAUUUCACCUCCAUCAGAUACAGAAGCUUUUGAUAUCAAGGUGAUCGCUGGGAACGGCGAGGCCGGGGCAGAAGCCAGUGAAGCACAGAAGACCAUUCACAUCUACCAGUCGGAGAGCAAGAGCUACCUCCACCUGACCAUACCGCACAACGUGUUUGACCCCGACGCAUCGUUCUCUGCCGAUAUAAGAGCCAUCACCGCUGCCAAUGCUGGGAAUGUCAAGUACUUUUAUUAUCUGGUCAUAAACAAAGGCAAGGUUCUGAAGAUAGGCCACAUUGAAAAAUCUGAGGUGACCAAACUCACCAUCCCACUCAGCUUGGACAUGGUGCCCUCCUUCCGCCUGGUCUUGUACUACUAUGUGGAGGUCAGGGGCAAGACCGAGAUGGUGGCAAACUCUGCAUGGAUUGAUGUGAAGGAUGUUUGUGAGGGAGAGAUUACAAUCAAAGAUAUGCGCAGGGAAUAUGAGCCAGGAUCCUCCACAGAACUGAACAUUGAAAUGGGAGACACCGGGAAGGUGUGCCUGGUUGCCGUGGAUAGUGCAAUCUACAUCCUCAACAAAAAGAACAAACUUACACAAAGCAAGGUCUUUGAACAGAUGAACUCUUAUGACCUUGGCUGCAGCUUUGGAGGAGGGGCUGACAAUGUUCAUGUCUUUAUGGAUGCCGGACUGACUUUUAUUUCCAAUGCCGCCACCUCAAAGCUUCGAGAUGGGUAUUUCUGCCAAACAGACAGCAAGAGGACAAAGCGAUCACUUGAUAUCCAAGCACAGUACAUGGGAAAAUUGAGCCACUACACCAACCAGGAAUUGUACAAGUGCUGCUCGGACGGCAUCAACUUGAUCCCGAUGAAGAGGAGCUGUGAGGACCGGGCAAAGAGGGUGAAGAAGGAGGAGUGUCGGAAGGCUUUUCUUGACUGCUGCGAGUAUGCAGCCGCGCUGAGGAAGAACCAGUCCUAUGUGGUGGAUGCAGUGGGCAGAACAUCUGGCAGUGAUGAGGAGGACUAUUUUGAUGAGUCUCAGAUCAAAAUUCGCAGUGCGUUCAAACACAGCUGGCUUUGGAUGACGUCUCCUCAAAUAAAGAACAGGAUCUACAGGCAGAGACUUGACAUUCCUGAUUCCAUAACCACCUGGGAAAUUCAGGCAGUUGGGCUGUUUGAUAAUAAAGGUUUUUGUGUGGCGGAACCAAAGCCGUUGAAAGUUUUCAAAAAGGUGUUCGUAUCUUUACGGUUGCCUUAUUCUGUGAAAAGAAAUGAACAGUUGGAAGUGCGGGUGGUAUUGUACAAUUAUCACAACAGGGAAAUUGAGCUGAAGGUGUAUAUGAAACCCGACAAUGCUCUCUGCAGUCCUGCGACGGGUGACGACAAGGCAAGAUCGCUGACCGUUAAAGGGAACUCUGCCUAUCCUGUUUAUUUCUCCAUCGUCCCCUUGGAGAUCGGCAACAUUCCAAUCACUGUCAUUGCCUACAACAAUGAAUGGUCCAUAAACGAUGCUGUCACAAAAUACCUCAAAGUGCUGGGAGAAGGUGUCUUGAAGACUGAAGAGAAAAGCAUCUUUGUUAAUCCAAAAGCAAGGAGCACCUAUGAGAUUUUUGAAGAGGAACCGAGCAACAUGAUCCCGGACACUGAGUCCUACCUUUAUAUUCAAGCCAGUGGCGAAGUACUUGGAGAAACGGUGCCAAACACCUUGGAUCCGGAAGGAAUUGACAAGCUCAUACGGUUGCCGACAGGCUGUGCCGAGCAAACCUCUUUCUACAUGGCACCUACUGUGUUUGCCGUGAACUACCUGGACAGGAGCGAGCAGUGGAUCUCACUGAAAGCCGAACGCAAGGACGAAGCUCUACAACAUGUUGAAACAGGGUACAAGCGGAUUCUGGAAUUUAAGAAGUCCGAUGGUUCGUAUGGAACCUGGAAGGACACUCCCAGUAGCAGCUGGCUGACAGCAUUUGUUACAAAGAUACUUUCAAUAGUUAAGAUGCAGAUCCACGUACGGAGAGAACAUAUUCAGGAAUCUGCCUUGUAUUUGGCUAGAAGCCAGGAAGUUACAGGACAAUUCAAGGACCCCCAACCAGUGUACCACCGAGAAAUGCAGGGUGGAGUCGGUGGGGUAGAGUAUAAGAUCUCCUUGACCGCUUUUAUCACCAUCGCAUUGGUGCGUUCUCUGCCGUCCUUCCCAGACAACAUGGAGGAAAAGCAAGAAGUGGAAGACAGCAUCAACAAGGCGGUGCGAUAUCUCUUCGGCAAAGUUGAGUCUAUUCAGAGACCAUAUGCACUCGCCAUCACCUCCUAUGCUCUCACCUUGUUCGACCCGACCAGUUCCGAAGCACGCAUGGCAUUUGAAAAGCUGAAAGGCUUGGAAACCUAUGACAAAGAAACGGAUACUCGCUAUUGGAAGGUCGAUCCGAAAGUGCUAAUUGCGAAGGAAACUCGGCUAAAUCAGGUCCCACAGGCGCCAGCCAUUGAGGUGGAGACCAGCGCCUAUGCACUGCUAACAGCUGUGCUCAUGAAGGAACUCAAUUAUGCCAGCGCUAUUGUAAAGUGGUUAACGGAACAACGGAACUACGGUGGUGGAUUCCGCUCUACCCAGGAUACAACGGUUGCCUUGGAGGCGCUGUCUGAGUACAGCAUUGCAACUUUUGAACCUCAAGAGGUCAACAUGAAGCUGAAAUUCAGCAGCCCUGGGAGAAGUUACGGGAAAACACUCAAAAUACAGAGGAGCAACACGCUGAUUCAGGAUGAGUUGAAGUUCCAGCUGGGUGACAACAUCAACAUCGAAGUGACUGGCACGGGAAAUGGAACACUCAGUAUUCUGAAAUCGUACCACGUUUUGGAAGAAACGGGAAAUACCUGUGGCUAUUUACGGCUGGAAGUAAAGGUCCGAGGCAAGGUGGACUACGCAGUUACUGACUACUUUGACUAUGAAUACGAUUUUCCAGCGGAUCAACCGGUCAGUGGGAUAGGCUGGUUCGACCUACGAUCCCGAAGCAGGAGGCAGGCUCCAGCUGCAGACAACGCCGAGGUCCUUUAUUAUGAGGUCUGCUUCUGGCACGUGGCUGAAGGAGCCUCUGGGGAGGAACCCUCAGGAAUGGCAAUCGUGGACAUCUCCUUGCUUAGUGGAUUUGAGCCAGAUGGGAGUGAUCUGGAAAAGCUAUCAAAGCUUGUGGAUCGAUACAUUGAUCAUUAUGAGUUCAAAGAUGGCAGAGUACUGCUUUACCUGCAAUCGGUCACUAAAGACAAGGAAUGUGUGGCCUUUGGCGCAAAGCAGAUAGUUCCAAUUGGAUUGAUCCAGCCAGCAAGCGCAGUACUUUAUGACUAUUACAAUCCAAGUUCCAAGUGCACUGUAUUUUACAACGCUCCUGAACAAAGUGCAGUGGUGUCAAAACUCUGCCAGAAUGAUGUUUGUGAAUGCGCUGAAGGGAAGUGUCCUCGAGCAAAGAACACCUUUAGCAAGGAUAUGAAACGCAGCUACCGAAAGGAAUUUGCCUGCUACAGCCCGAUCGUCGACUACGCCUACAUAGUCAAUGUGUCAGCUGAAACCACGAUAGGAUCCUUCAAAGUCUAUACAGUCACAGUCUCCAGCGUCAUCAAACUGUUGGACGACUUGCUCCUCAGUGCCUCAGACCAACGGAAUUUUCUGAAGCAUCUUUCCUGUCGGCUUGAACUGAAGAUUGGGAAAACCUACCUCUUGAUGGGGAAGGAUGGAAAGACGAAGGAUUUGAACCGAAAUAUGCAGUACAUUCUUAACUCUGAAUCUUGGAUUGAAAUGGUCCCAUCCCACGAAGAAUGUAAGGGCUCGAGCCAACGAAGAAGUUGUGAUGGAUUUCACAGUUUCAUUACUGACCUUCAAAUGGAAGGAUGCCAGAUAUAAGUGUUGGGCCCUCUGCUGCUCCCCUCUUGUUGCUACACGGGAUGCAUGUUCUCAAAUAAAGCACUCAACUAUUCAAUGACAAACUACGUGCACAAACAGUAAUUAAAUAUUUGAUUAACAUGUUGAGCUGUUACAUUUCAUAGAACAAGUGAUGUAACACAUUCAACAGACACAUUUACACCCAGACUUAUUCUACAAGAUACAUAUAUAUCUCCCUGCCCUCUUCCCCACGCACAGUCAGGUAGCACGUGUCCUUGUAGAUAUAUCUGGGUUAUGUUGAGCUGAGCUGGUCUGUACCACAAAUUAAUUUGGGCCAAAUCAAUCACAUUUAAUAGUAAUCACAGUCAUAGUCAUACUUUAUUGAUCCCAAGGGAAAUUGUUUUUUGUUACAGUUGCACCAUAA
Messenger RNA from Mobula hypostoma (lesser devil ray), 5555 nucleotides. RefSeq names its product complement C4-like. Gene Ontology annotation, cellular component: extracellular region. The transcript is spliced from 41 exons. The coding region runs from base 71 to 5152 and encodes 1693 amino acids. Gene Ontology annotation, biological process: complement activation. Gene Ontology annotation, molecular function: protein binding; endopeptidase inhibitor activity. NCBI's taxonomy places the organism in Eukaryota, Metazoa, Chordata, Chondrichthyes, Myliobatiformes, Myliobatidae. The record is from RefSeq and is a predicted model, not a curated record.